Molecule: messenger RNA, 4429 nt
Organism: Aspergillus nidulans FGSC A4
Lineage: Eukaryota; Fungi; Ascomycota; Eurotiomycetes; Eurotiales; Aspergillaceae
Product: protein hypA
Exons: 3
Coding region: 1-4425 (1474 amino acids)
Cellular component (GO): Golgi apparatus; cytosol
Source: RefSeq, a predicted model, not a curated record
AUGGGCGUUGACCCCCUCUCCCCCAUCGCGCCAGCGCGCCUCAGAGCUUUGAUACUUCCUGUGGGCAGGAUCAAGCGUUCUCGUUUCCUCAGCUUUGCCGCGAGACUGCAAGCCGAAAAUGUCGUCCGUUUGGGGGAUAUCAGCCCCGAUGCGCGGCCCAAUCGAAACAUGUUCUCUCCGCUAGCGUUCCCGACGGGCAUUAUCCUAUAUGACCUUUCGUUCUCCAUGCCCCCUAUAUCGCACCUAGAACUGUAUCCAUUUGAAAUAUUUAGAGAGCCACUGGUGGUUCUUGCAAUUGCCGACGGGACGGAGCUCACCGGCGAUACAACCCAGACGGGUCCCGAAUCGAGUACAGACAAGCCAUCGAAGCCGAAAGGACUCGAACAACUUGAACAGGAACUCGAUCUAUUAAGAGAAAAGAAUCCAAGGGCACUGGUACAUCAGCUCCUCAUAUUUGACUACGAAGGGGUCAGCAAGGUCUCUAAUGGCCCGGAUAACAUACUAUGGAUUCCGCCCCCGCAGGUUUCCAAAGCUACUACGAUGAAGACUGUCCUGUGCGAUAUCACGUCUCUCGUCCUUUCUGAAAUGGACGAAUUUGCGAAGACAAUUCAAAGUAUACCAACCAUUGAUUCCCCGAAAGCCUCAUCUUGGGGGCCACAUCGCGGGCCAGAUUUGCGCCGGCGUCCGACAGACAAGCUGUUUCAUAGGAAGACAAUGCCUGCGCUUGCAAGCACAAACGGCACUUCGGAGACUGCUCAAGGCUCGACCCAAAGUUCGCCGGCACCUGAAGAUCAUGAGACGCCGACAACAUUCGACGAGAUCACUCGUUCCAUACAGCUGGCUAGUCGGUCCAGCACCACCCUAGGGAAACCAGGAUCACUGCCAUCAUCCAAAGAACACAGUAGGGAUCGCUUGUCAGUGAGCGGCUUGAGCGCAACAGAUCGAACAAAAAAUCGAAUAAAGGGUCGCUCGGGUGUGGUGAUAGGGACACUUUUUCUUCAAUCUGGCCGGUGGCCGGAUGCACUGAAGGAACUAGUUGAGGCCGCAUCUAACGCUAGAGCAAGUAGCGAUUAUGUGUGGCAUGCCAAAGCCCUCGAGUCAAUUCUCCUCUGUUUACUGAUGUUCGCCUGGGCUGGCAUGGACUUUCAGGUUCCUCCAAUCUGUUAUCCUGUUGCGGACAAAUCUUCUAAGGCAUCGGCAGCAAUCGUUUUCGAUCCAACCUCGAGUCAAUCAGCCGGGAAUCGAAUCAUCUCUCUCCAAAAUCUUUCAAACCUUCUACCGGACCUGGCAAACAAUAUUUUGAAUUUAUAUACCCGCGCAGCCAAUAUCACAGAUGAGCCUCUUCCCCAGCUCGUCUUCUCCGAGACGGUUAUCCGUCUUUCAAGGUUAUUAGUAGCCACACGCAUCCGCGACGGGGCCUUGGAUGACAACGCUUUGAAGCAUAUUGUAAUGAAUGAGCCGCUAGAGCCUCUCGUUCGGCCGGAGCGUCCUCUUGGUCUGACAAUUCUUCGGAAGAACGAAAUUGCAAACUUCCUGUUCCGUGCGUUGCCGUUUUCUGCUGGCUCGGAUUUGCCUGCGACAGAUGCCAUACCUAUCCUCAUAGGCGUUGUCUCUGUCUUGAACGCGCUUGACCUGCCACGGAAAAAGGCAUUUGUUCUGAGGGAGCUACUUUCUAUCCUGGUUCCAGCUCUAGUAACAGCCCGCAAAAUUGGGGCUGCAGAAGUGGGCAUUCAUCCUGCAGCGGGCUUAUCAUCUCUCAGUGAUACUGCUUUCGACAUAAAUGCCCUUGAUGUUGGCCCGGGGAAUAUGAACCGUAGCAUGCGUUCGCUUCUCGCUACGAUAGGAGAGAUAUACGGCGUGCAGUCUUCAUCUCAAAUUGAACUGGGGAAGCGAACGUCGGUUGGCGGCAAUAAUUCCCAGAGCCCGGACUCAAUCACAGCAAUCACCGAACGGGCCUUCCGGCACAUUGUGCUGGAUCGCUACGGUGAUUUGAAUCUUAAAAUUGAUGUUCUCAAGAUGUGCAUCAACUCAUGUGAAGCGCUCCCAGAUUUUGGUGGUGUCCUGCGGUUUACUGUCGAGCUCCUCCAGACGAUUCGCGGGGAUCUCAUGCUCUCUAAAUCUUCCUACACCGCACCUUGCCUGCAGCCUGAUGAGCAGAUCCGCCUACUGAACAAUAUCAAGCGAACUGUUGGUGCUGCCAACCGGCUUGGUGUAGCAGGCCUUGAAGCCGAAUAUUGGGACGACUUCUUGGUUCGGGGGGUUGAGUUGUUAUCUUUAUCUGAUCCUAAGAGGCCUGUUCGUCGAUCUAAGUCAGAGCUCGAUGCUGUCACUGCGACGAGUGAGAAGUCCAAAAAGGAUCCCUUCUUAUACAACCCGUUCACGAAAUCAGCGAAUAAAGCUUCGGAGCUUCUCAUGGUUGCUGGAGAGCAUGCAGCUUUCCAAGUCACUCUUCAGAACCCUUAUGAAUUUGAAGUCGAGAUUGAACGGAUACGCCUUGAGAGCGAGGGUGUACCCCUGGAUGCUGUGGCGGAGUAUAUACUGCUUCCACCAUUGUGUCUUCAAGAUGUCACAGUGUACGGUAUCGCACAAGAAGAGGGCACAUUAAAGGUAACUGGUUGCUCUGUUAAAGUUCGAUACUGCAGAGAGCGAAGCUUUCCUAUAUUUAAAGAUUUCUGGAAGCCCGAUAUAGAAGCCAAGUUCAAACGCACCGGGUUAGCUGCUAAAAAGCCUUCUGUUGAUCGUCCUUUAUCCUGGAGCUCGACAUUCUCCAAGGAUGGAAAACCAAGCACAAAGAAAGGACCUGAAACGUUCUCCUGUGAGGUGAAGGUUAUUCGGCCGCAGCCAUCGCUCGUGGUCGAGUCAUUGUCGUUGUCCCAAUCUGCAGUUAUGAUUCUCGAGGGGGAGAGGUCAUCUUUCACCAUUACAUUGCGUAAUACAUCAUCUUGCGACCUGGAUUUCAUCUUGUUCACUUUUCAGGACUCAACGACUAAGCAAAUACAGACAGCGCUGAGUAAUAAGGACUUGCUGCCAAUUGAAGUGUACGAGUUGGCCUUGAAGCUCACAAGGCCGGCCCUGCAAUGGCGCAGAGAGGGAUUGAACCCUAGUGAUUACUCCAUCCCAGCAGGACAGUGCGCAACGUUCACUAUCGAUGUUGUUGGAAACCCUGGGCUUCAGGAAGCUACCGUGCAGAUCGACUAUUGCAGCAUUGGAGUAUCUUAUGAGGCACUACCUGACACCUUUUAUACUAGACAGCUCUUUAUCCCCCUUACCGCAACGGUAAACGCAAGUCUGGAGAUUGCCCGUUGUGAUAUAUUACCUUUCAGUAGCGAUUUUGCAUGGUCGAACGACCCGAAUUCCGCCAGCGCGACGCUUGAUUCUUCAGAUUCCGCCAGCAGCGAUCACUUCUCAACAGUGCUCUCUAAUCUUGCCCGAGGAACAUAUGGCUCCGACCACUGCAUACUCCUCCUUGACCUUCGGAACGCUUGGCCCAAUCCGCUCUCGGUGGCUUUACACGUUACGGAUGUACCUCAUGAGUCACCCGACAGGGCUGCCGCGCCUACUGACGGAGCCGGUCGAUACACUCUCCGUGAGACCCUUCAACCCGGACAAACCUCUCGUUUCGUUCUCGUUGUACCGCGGGUUUACAUCCAGAAUCCUCAUGCAUCAAUCCCCUCUCUGAAUACGGGAUCAAAAAGACAGUUUGUUGUCAGCGCGCAUAAGCUCACGUUUGAUGCUGAAGCGGCGGCGCGGGAGGCAUUCUGGUAUCGUGAAGAACUUCUCAAGAGAGUCAGCGGAUCAUGGAAGGAGGCUCUGGGCAAUCGUGAAGGGACGAUUGAUUUAAGAAACAUGCGCUUCACUGCGCGCAUGGUGGACGCAUUCAGGCUAGAGGACGUGGAGACGAGCUUCUCAUUGAAGCCUUCAUUCUCCGGUAGCGCCAAAAAUGGCGUGUCCGACCUCGUAAUCCAAACUGGGAAUUCAAGAUACAGAGUUGGAACCGAUGAGAUGUUGGAUCUUACCGUUACUGUCCACAACCGCUCCUCCAGACCUAUUCACCCCCUUCUGCGACUCCAGCCCAGCCUCUGCAACCAGCCAAGCAACGUUGCGCUUGACCUCCCCAGACGUCUUGCUUGGACAGGGAUGCUGCAGCAGGUCCUUCCCGUGCUAAACAGCGGCGAAAGCACUAGUACUACCGUCGGCGUCACGAUCCUCUGCCGAGGUGAGUACGAAUUCGGCGCCACAGUUGAGGAACUACGACUGCUACGUCUCCCAUCUGAAACUGAGGGGAACAAAAUCACCUCGGAUGAUGCGUCUACACCCAUACCGUACGAGGAAGGGUUUAUCACGGACACCUUUGGCGCGGACAUGGCGAAGAAACGACGGAUCUGGCAUGCCAGAGAUACGUGUGUUAUGACUGCUCAUGAUUAACGGC